Funneliformis caledonium is the source of this 214-nucleotide messenger RNA. The record is from the annotation of a GenBank genome assembly. NCBI's taxonomy places the organism in Eukaryota, Fungi, Glomeromycota, Glomeromycetes, Glomerales, Glomeraceae.
ACUACAUCACAGAAGAGGGGGCAAAGAACAGGAUCAAUUCAAAUAUACGAAAGCCUGGUAAGCAUUAUAAAAUAUGGGGAAAAAGAUUGGUUCAAAAGUGGAAAAAACUCGAUUUAGGAGUUCAUGAUAUACCAGUAAGCUUGGAUGACUGUCUAACUCUUUAUUAUGAUCUCGAACAAUAUGAUUCAGAGGCAGUUUGCCCACCAACAUUAAA